Molecule: messenger RNA, 1418 nt
Organism: Nothoprocta perdicaria
Lineage: Eukaryota; Metazoa; Chordata; Aves; Tinamiformes; Tinamidae
Gene: SF3B6
Product: splicing factor 3b subunit 6
Exons: 4
Coding region: 2-379 (125 amino acids)
Cellular component (GO): ribonucleoprotein complex; nucleus; cytoplasm
Molecular function (GO): mRNA binding
Source: RefSeq, a predicted model, not a curated record
CAUGGCGAUGCAGGCGGCGAAACGCGCCAACAUCCGGCUGCCCCCCGAGGUCAACCGCAUCCUCUACAUCAGGAACCUGCCCUACAAGAUCACGGCCGAGGAGAUGUACGACAUCUUCGGGAAGUACGGGCCCAUCCGGCAGAUCAGGGUUGGGAACACUCCCGAAACGAGAGGAACAGCAUAUGUUGUCUAUGAAGACAUCUUUGAUGCCAAAAACGCUUGUGAUCACCUGUCAGGAUUCAACGUGUGCAACAGAUACCUUGUCGUUUUGUACUACAAUGCAAACAGGGCRUUCCAGAAGAUGGAUACAAAGAAGAAAGAAGAACAGCUUAAGCUUCUCAAGGAAAAAUAYGGAAUUAAUACAGACCCACCAAAAUAAACUGAUCUUUCUCUGGAAAAAAAAAAAUUCUCUGGAAAAACUCAUUUUAAGCCUCGCUGUUGUGUUCUUGAACUAAACGUAGGGACUUUCAAUCAAGUCUAAGUAUUCUUGUUUUAUUGAUAUAAUGCUCUAAUUUGAGUCUUUCUGGUAGGAUCCUACAAAACGGGACCAAGUAUGUUCAGUGAUUCCGACCUUCUGAAAUUACCACAUUUCUGUCAUUAAUAUGAAGAGUUAGUUCAAAGGGCUAUGCAUGAACUGUCUCCACAGAGAUGAAUUUCAUUUACCACUUACUAAAUAUGAGAUACUGCAACUAAAAAGAGUCUCUGUGACCUAGCAUGGAGUUUUUUUGGUUUUGUUAAUUGAAAAAUAAUCAUGGUUUGGUAACUCAUCAUACCUAUAUACUCAUAUUGCACUGAGGGUAGUGUGACAUUCUGCUUCUGGGAAUGUUUGAAGGAGUUUAACUCUGUAAAUUGAUUUUUAGGCCACUUCUUACUAGAAGCAGCACCCAAACCCAUGUUAAUAAAAUUUCUUUUGCAAGUUACAAAAAGUGACUGGCCUCUUAAAAUAACAGCACAGGUGACUUGUUCCCAGGGACUGGGAUGGAAUAGCUGUAGUGAAAUAAUUUCCCUCAAAUAGUACUGACCUGCAGGACUGACUUUGUGCCGUAAGAGAUUUUCAUUACGUGCAUCAGAUUUGUGCUGCAGUUAAUAGAAGCAAUGGGAAUAAACUUCAUGCCACUGAAUAUAGAGAACAUGUGAGCCAAAGUAAGGCAGUAGAUGAUAGUUGUAAUUUUAGAUACCUUGAAGUGAUUGUUUUCUACAGUUUUUAUUCUCAAGUUUAAGGCAUUCUAUGUACAUAGUUUUUAGAUGUACCCUCUCUUGGACAGAAAACAGAGAUUUAAAACCUUAGGCUUUUUCCUAAAAAUAUCAGCAUCAUGUCUGGUGAAUAAAAAUGAGUGUGAUGCUGAGUAUGCCUGGCCAGGGUGCUCGAAAGAAAGAUCUGCCUCUGUCCUGAACAAGCAGAACUUGUGUGAUUUACA